CGGCGAGAGAGAAGGAAAAAAAGGAGAAUCUGCGGAUCAACAUCGCGAACUCAUGGCGUUUUCUGCUUCUCCGGGGACUGAAGUUUAAUUACAAAAGUACAAUGCAGCACCUAAAGCCUUGCCAAGGUCUUUCACAGCUCUUCCUUAUCAGAAGUCAAAGUUCCAGGAUUUCAAAGGGCAUUAUCCCGCUGUUGUCCGUUUGGGAUAGGCAUCUGUCCUCUCGCUGGAGGAGCUCUGGUGGUCAUGGAGGGCAGAAAUUCUUCAAUAAUAAUGGGCAGAAGUUUCGAUUUGCUCUGGCAGGGCUGCUGGCCGGUACUGGAGCUGUUCUGGCCUAUAAGCUCCACCAAAGCAAGGUUCAGUGGGCAGCUUCUUCAGUCCAGUUACCAGUAACUUCAGCUCCUCCCGUUUACACUCUUGAAGAAGUCACAAAGCACCGUUCCCUUGACAAUGGUGUCUGGGUCACCUAUAAAGGAGAAGUCUACGACAUCACAGAGUUUGUGUCCAUGCACCCCGGUGGCGAUAAAAUACUUCUGGCUGCAGGAGGCGCUCUUGAGCCCUACUGGGCAUUAUAUGCAGUCCACAAAGAAGAGCACGUCCUAGAAAUCCUCUCCGAGUACAAAAUUGGUGUUCUUAAUCCAGAAAGCCUAAAGAGGCAGGAAAGCACCGACCCAUUAGACCCUUACUCUGGUGAGCCCAAUCGCCACCCCGCUCUUCAGAUCAACAGUUUAAAACCUUUCAAUGCCGAACCACCAGCUUCUGUACUGGCUGAUAGCUACAUCACACCAUCGGCCAUCUUUUUUAAGCGCAACCAUCUUCCGGUGCCAAAGGUAGAUCCUGAAACCUACAGACUAGAGAUCGAGGGUCUUCCUAGUGGAGUUGUGUCUGUUACACUAAGCGAGUUGAAAUCUUGUUUUCCGAAACGUACAAUUACGGCAACACUUCAAUGCGCUGGUAACCGUCGAUCCGAGAUGAACAAAGUCAAACAAGUAAAAGGACUCAAUUGGGGAAUUGCUGCAAUAAGCAACGCAACAUGGUCCGGUGCAAGUCUCCGAGAUGUACUCAUUCACUACGGGUUUACGCCAGAAGUCGCAAUCAAUGCUAAACAUGUCCAGUUUGAAGGAUUAGACAAGGAUGUGACUGGAACUGCAUACGGUGCUUCGAUUCCACUCAACAAAGCAAUAAGUGAAGAAGGAGAUGUUCUUCUUGCAUAUGAGAUGAAUGGAGAAGAUCUUCCGCCGGAUCACGGGUAUCCAGUAAGAGUGGUCGUACCUGGAGUUGUCGGAGCCCGAAAUGUCAAAUGGCUCGGAAGAAUUGUGGUAAGCGAUGAAGAAAGCAAGAGUCACUGGCAGCAGAAUGAUUACAAAGGCUUCUCUCCUGGUACCGACUGGGACACGGUGGACUUCAAAUCAGCGCCGGCAAUUCAAGAGCUCCCUAUACAGUCGGCAGUUACGCACCCUGCUGAGGGAACAUCAGUGGAGCGUGGAGAUCAGGAGGUGACUGUUAAAGGCUAUGCAUGGAGUGGAGGGGGAAGGGAGGUUGUUAGAGUUGAUGUCUCGAUUGAUGGAGGGAACGCAUGGCAUGUUGCUAAACUUCGUAGUAGUGAUUUGGAACAAAACCCUGCUCCUGGAAGAGCUUGGGCUUGGAAGCUGUGGGAGAUUGACGUCCCGCUGCCUGAUGCAGCCAAAGAGCUGGAGAUUGUAUGCAAAGCUGUGGACAAUAGUUAUAAUACGCAACCUGACACUGUAGCCCCUAUUUGGAAUCUACGAGGGGUACUUAGCAAUGCGUGGCAUCGAGUAAAGGUUAAGGUAAAAGAUGAUUUGAAAGACCAAAUAUAGCCUUGAAAAGCUGGGAUUUUGUCAC
This is a messenger RNA of Danio aesculapii, 1860 nucleotides long. RefSeq names its product sulfite oxidase (gene suox). The record is from RefSeq and is a predicted model, not a curated record. The transcript is spliced from 4 exons. The coding region runs from base 102 to 1835 and encodes 577 amino acids. Lineage: Eukaryota; Metazoa; Chordata; Actinopteri; Cypriniformes; Danionidae. Gene Ontology annotation, molecular function: oxidoreductase activity; molybdenum ion binding; heme binding. Gene Ontology annotation, cellular component: mitochondrion.